Molecule: messenger RNA, 1312 nt
Organism: Chlamydomonas reinhardtii
Lineage: Eukaryota; Viridiplantae; Chlorophyta; Chlorophyceae; Chlamydomonadales; Chlamydomonadaceae
Exons: 6
Coding region: 92-631 (179 amino acids)
Molecular function (GO): protein binding
Source: RefSeq, a predicted model, not a curated record
CAGGUUUAGCGCGCGCGCUACCCAAUAUCUACGCGGCUUUAUGUAUUUCCUGUAUGGACCGAAUAACAUACAUGGCUUUGCCUGAAGCACAAUGAGUCUUGCACUUGUAGAGCGUGUUCGAAACGGCCCGCCAAAGUAUGUUACAGUGGAUGCUGACAAUGUAGGUUUUAGCGAACGAUAUGCAGCAGGAGAUCACCUUGAGCACAGGCGCGCGAAAACAGGACACAACUCCUUACAUGCGGCUGUCGCUCUCAAAGGAGGGAACAUCGUUCAGGACUUCGGGGCCUCGGAGGAGCUGCGGGAGCCCAACUACCUGACCAUGCAGACUGGUCCCAACUCGCACAUCAUCCUGGAGCCCGCGUACCUACAGAACAUCAACCACUCCUGCGCGCCCAACACUUUCUGGAACACAACCACCAUGCAGUUCGAGGCACUGCAGGACGUGGCGCCCGGGGCCGAGCUGACAUUCUUCUACCCCUCCACCGAGUGGGACAUGGAGACGCCCUUCGACUGCUGCUGCGGGGCCGCCGGCUGCCUAGGCCGCAUAGCGGGGGCAAAGCACCUCAGCGACGAGCAGUUCGCGAGGUACCGCUUCAAUCAGCAUAUCCUGAGCGCGAGGGCAGCCGCCUAGUUAUCAAUACGACCACACUCAUUCCUUGCAAUUCACGUGGGUGCACACGAGCACGGCGGUGCAGGCAAACAGAAGCCGGCCGUGCGGCUGUGCAGUGCUGGCCGGCGGCGUUGGGAUGCUAGGCACGCGUGCGGGUGCCGUAGUGAUGCCAGUUGUAUUCUCUGGCGUCUUUGCGAGGACGAGACGGUGAUUUCGGGCACCGUGGUGACUUGUGUUGCAGUGUUGCGCUCAAGGGCUUGCAUCGUAGGUCAUGCAGGGUUGCAGGCAAGUGUGCUGGGGAGGGUCACAAUCCACGGCCAGGGGAAUCACAGUGUGUUUUAGUGGACUGUGGACGACGGCCAGACGCACGGCUCUAGUGCCGAGCAAUCGAGCAUAGCUUGAGUUUGGUGGGCCAAUUAAUCAGGGCCCCACCAAGCUGUGUGCUGCCUGUGAGCCCUGAUGAUCAGAACUGUGCACCUGGCAUUGCAGCGGCGGAGGCCAAACAUUUGGCAAUGCGGGUGAGUGCAGCAGAGGUGAUAUGCUCUGCCGCGUGUUUGAACAGAGGGGUCGUAAGGGAGGUAGGUCUAGGGUUGUUCCCCCCUCAGCGGAUUGGAUUUGACCCAAGCGUUUUGUACUGGCUCAACCCUAAUCACUAAGUUAGAGGAACACCGGCACAGUGCAAGUUUCAAGACAUGCAACCAG